Rhagoletis pomonella (apple maggot) is the source of this 2879-nucleotide messenger RNA. RefSeq lists its product as uncharacterized. The record is from RefSeq and is a predicted model, not a curated record. NCBI's taxonomy places the organism in Eukaryota, Metazoa, Arthropoda, Insecta, Diptera, Tephritidae. Gene Ontology annotation, biological process: regulation of apoptotic process; apoptotic process. The transcript has 5 exons. The coding region runs from base 1376 to 2839 and encodes 487 amino acids.
CUCCGUUGUUGUACAUUGAGGCUGGAUAGAUAGAUGGCUUAACUGCCGAACUAACCAAAUAACUGCCUGCUGCCAGUUUUGGCUGUCUGUGUUGGUCCAUUCGCAGAUGGAAAAGUCAAUUUUUCAUCUCGGCGCAGCGCGAAGGGUGUUUUUACUUUAAUCGAAAUUUUUUCCUCAUUAAUAACUUUUAAGUGCUCAACAACAAACACACAACGGUUAAACGGACCAUAACUAAAACAUUAAGGAAAACUGCAGGCCACAGUGAAAAUAGUGAAAACUUGAAAGAAAAAAAAUCAAUAAGAAAUUCAGUAAAUUCAAUAUAAAAAUUUGUUGUGUGUGUGAGUUGAGCUAACGUGCGUGUGUGUAUGUGCGUUUUCUUGCCGUUUUUGUAAUUCGGAAACGCGAUGCGAACGCGAGUAUGAAUUUCGUUUUACGCCUUUGGCUGCAGUCGAAAUCGACAAUUGGCAUCGACGCGUCAACGCAGACGCAGACGCAGACGGUAAUGGUGACGGUGACGGUACCGCCGACGACGAUAUCCACAAAAACAUACAAAUACCCAUGUUAAGCCAUAGCUGCUGCCAAGAUGCUGCCGAGAUGCGAAAGCGGCGCUGACACUCAACAAAGUAGUGUAGAAAAAAGUGCCAAAGUGUUGUCGACGAUUGUGUGUCGUGUGUGCCCACAAACACACAUGGAAAAUUUUAUUGGAAUUCGCAGCGUAGAAAAAUCUAUUAAGGGAGCGCGUUGAGCACCACCUAUUUACCUAAGCAGCAGAUUUUAGGAAAAGUUCAAAUGUGCUUAUAACCACUACAAGUAUAACGCAUUAACAUUGUAUUUAUGGAAAAUCGUUAAUCUCGACUAGAAUAAAGAUAAUGACAAACAAAAACAAUAAAACACGUUUUAAAAGAUAAAAGGAAACGAGCAACCAUUAUAACAAACACAUUGUCUUCCCAAUAAAAAUGAAAUGCACAAAUUAAUAACUCAUCUUACAUUCAUUUUGAAAACGAAACAAAAUUUACGAAGCAAUAAAACGAUAUCCAAAAACUACAACCUCCUUAAAUAACACCAGAAACUAAAAAUAAAAUUGAACUUAGUAUGAAAAAGUAAAACUUCAUUUAAAACUACACGUUAAUCAGCAAACCAAUCGGCGCACAAAAAUUAAAUAUAAAAAAAGAAAAAUUGUCGUUCAAAUAAAAAUUGCAUGCUAGCUAUAAAACAUUUCAACGCACUGGAGAGCGUGCAUUGCACUGCCAUUUGGUGGAGAUUUGGUUUUUAAUGCGGCCAGUGGCAACGGUGGCAGAGUGGCAGCGCGGCGGUACCAGAUGGCAGAUACCACAGACCCUCGAUAUCGUGGGCGGCUUUGUUGAGGCAUGUCGUAAUGGCCAGAGAGGAGUCUCGUGGCAAGAGACCCCUUAAAAUUUGGGAUAGUUGGCGAAAUGUGCGCAAAGGCGUAGUUGUUGGAACAUUCGAGGAGCUAUUAGUUAGAGGAAAGGAUAAAUUAGGGGUUCCUGCCUCAGAACCGGUGCGUGUUGUUCUGGAGUGCGAUGGAACCCAAAUCGAAGAUGGCGAAUAUUUUCGUACAUUGGCAAACAACACGGUGCUACUAUUGUUAAGGCAGGGCGAACGUUGGUACCCAACAGGUGUUGAUGUUAUAAAGGCUGCGAUAUCAGCUAUACCUAAGAUCGUCUGUGAGACGAUUCACGCGCUCGAAUUACACGAUGAGACGCCAUCUUGGAAGAUUAUGGAUAAUAAGGGUCGUGUUACGGUGGUCCUGCAUUGGGAUCAGCGUCAGGGAGGUGGAGGAGGAGGAGGCGGCGGCGGCGGCGGAGGAGGUGGUGGCGGUGGUGGAUGUGCCGGCGGCGUUGGUGGCAUGGGACCAAGUGGUAGCGGCGCCAGCGGCAAUAACGGACUCAUGUCAUCGGACAAGUACUCACCAUCGAAGAAAGGACUGUCGGCGCAAAGUUCGCUGGACACCAAAUCGGUGUCGUCACAAUCGUCACAGCAACGCUAUGCCAGCCCACAAAUAACCGUCAUCAGCGAUGAAGGUCCAGCGAGCAUAUACCAUCCGGGCGGUGUGGUGCUGCCACCCGGUGUGGUAAUACCAGGCACCAGUAGGCGCCUAUCCAAGCAGGGCGGCUCAUUUGAUAGCGCCGUCGGUGCGGUGCACGUGCAUACACCCGAAUGUGCGCACCAUGCGCACACGCCCAGUCGGGCGGGCAGUCCCAGCACCACGGAAUGCGAUUUUCAUUGUUGUGCGCUGCACGAGGAGGGGCGCAAAAUAGCCGUGCACAAAAGUGUGGCCACGUCGCCCAUACAAGACGGCACCACGAGUCCCCAGCCGCAGCAACAGCAGCAACAACAAGCGACGCUAUCAAUGUCAUCGGUUGUGGAUCCUAUGAUGGGCGGCAGCAUGCAGCGACGCUCAUCGGGCGUCAAGGGCCAUGUACGCUUUCUGGAUAUUGCGCCGGAGCGUGAUAGCUCCGAGAGUGAAACAGAGAAUACCGUCAUGGAGGACGAUAAGACGACGACUGAGAAAUUCCUGCUGCUCAUCGAUCAGCUGUCUGUCGAUCAGAAACGACAUCUCAGCAUCAAAGACAUCGGCAUCAUAUUGGAGCGACUCAAUUCGAAGAUACUCGACGUAGAGCGGCUGGAUCGAGAAUCGGAAUCGGACGAUUGCUACAAUUGGACGAUAAAGGCGACAAUACGAGGUGAUGCGCUGCGUGAGCUGGGCGUCAUCUAUAAUGGAAACUAUUACGCCAUAUCCGAGCAUCCCGGCUACAAGGAGGAAGUCGAAGAGAACGGCGAAGAGGUGGAGGAAGAAGACGAAGAGGAUAGAAUAUAGAAAUGCAAUUAAUUAAAUUACAAAAGAAAAAAUGAAAAAA